Messenger RNA from Petromyzon marinus (sea lamprey), 4773 nucleotides. Its product is annotated as frizzled-4-like. Gene Ontology annotation, biological process: canonical Wnt signaling pathway; non-canonical Wnt signaling pathway. The record is from RefSeq and is a predicted model, not a curated record. Gene Ontology annotation, molecular function: Wnt-protein binding; Wnt receptor activity. Lineage: Eukaryota; Metazoa; Chordata; Hyperoartia; Petromyzontiformes; Petromyzontidae. Gene Ontology annotation, cellular component: plasma membrane.
AUGACCGCGCCCCUCCUGGAUGUGGGAGGAGCCCGCCGUCAACCGCGCCCGCCCCCAAUGGACCCACGUGGUGGUGCUGGGGGUUUCAGAGUGGAGCCCAAACAGCGGUGGACCCGGAGGGCGAUAGCUCAGGACGCAGCUCCCCCCCGCACGACCUGUGUGUGUGUGUCUUGUCCUCAAGAGAACUCGCAAGGGGACGCGUGAGCCUCGCUUCGAGCGUGCUCGCCACCCCCCCCCCGUUGCGCGCGGCCACAGUUUGGUUUUAUUCUCCGAAACGUGGAUCAUCAUCACGCAAGGCGCACGAUGGACCUCUCUUGGUUGGAGCGGCACACGAAGCUGACUUUCGUGAACGGAUUAAACGACAGACGCCAGCUGAAGCCCCCAUCGUCGUAGAAAGCCGGACCGCCACGUUUGAUUUUACAAACGCGGACGAUACGCUUUCGGUUUGGAAGGCCGCGGCGUGCCGAAUUGACGUCGGCGGAUUUGUUGAAAUCGAAGGAGAAAAGGUUUCGGGAAGAACCGAUCACCGCAGACCGCCGCGAUUCAUCUCUGCCCGCGACAUUUGGCAUUCCGCAAGCGAGGGAAGCCCGCGAGAUGCCUGGGCGUUGGCGUGGAGCCGUACGACAUGCCCACGGAGAGGACCACCGUUGAGACGUGCACGCUUCAGAUCCGGAGCGUUGGCACCCACGCUGGUGGUGGCAGCCUUGGCUGCACGUGAUAACGGAACCGGCGUUCUGUAAUUGGCUCGUUGUACGAUCGUACACCCCCCCCCCCCCCCCGCGUGCAUGCGACAGUUUUACUGGGCCGUGGUUGUGCUCUCGAGAGUGGUGCAAAGCACAGAGGACCCACACUUGGACAUCGUAGCCAGCUGGGUACAGGUGGCAGCCCACGGCAAAACUCGAACGUAGACCCAGGCGUCUCGUGUCAGCGUGGCGUCGAGAGGAUCCGCGUAUCCAUCACCAGCGGCCGUGCUGAUUCUACUUACCCCUAACCACCUGCUGGUGCGGCAGAGGUAGCUGCUGUGAGUGGCUAAGUUAACGAUAAACUUUAAUAAUAAAAUCACUGGGGGGGGGGGGGGGGCACUGAAUAAAGUGGCUACAAACUCCAACCCGAGCUGCAGAAAAUACAGGUCCGUCUACGCCAGCUUAAAUUGUCAGACGAUUAACUUCAUGAUUCACUUUAUCUCUCAAUUGGCUUUGAACAAAAGCGGUCGAAUGCGGCGUGACAAACGGAUUUAACUGGAGGAGUUCUGAAGCUCUCUGCUGGGUCUGCCGUGCCUUGUAAAACAAAAAAAAACGUAAAUCAUAACAAGGAGCGUAAAAAUAUUUAUUUCGUAGAAUUUUUUCUUUUCUUUCAUCGAGCCUGCACGAAAGGCCACCGCCGUCGGCUUCAUGAACAGCGCCGCCGAGUGGAAGCCGGCGUCGCCACGCACGCCCGACGAGCGAUGAAGAGGCGGAGGUCGCCGCUCGGGAUGUCCCUGGCGACGGGCCACCUAGCCUGGUACGCGACGGCUCUGCCGCUGCCACUGCUGCUCCUGCUGCCGCUGCUGCUGCCGCCGGUUCGCGUCGCCUGCCAGGACCCGGCGGGCGCCGGCGUUGGCGCCGGGAGGCCCCCGGGGCGGUACGACGCGGCGGCCCUCGGCGGCCUGGGGGCGGCUCGCGCCGAGGACGACGCCUUGGAGCUGUCCUCCGGCGUUGGCGCGCGGCGCUGCGAGCCCAUCCGUGCGGCGCUCUGCCAGGGCCUGGGCUACAACGCGACUCGCGUGCCCAAUCCCCUGGGGCACGAGAGCCAGGCGGACGCGGAGCUCCAGCUGCAGACUUUCACCCCCCUGGUGCAGUACGGCUGCUCCGCGCAGCUCCAGUUCUUCCUCUGCGCCGUCCACUUCCCGCUGUGCGCCGAGGCCGUGCCGGAGCCGAUCGGGCCGUGCGCCGGCAUGUGCCGCGCGGUGCGCCGCCGCUGCGAGCCCGUGCUCGUCGACUUCCAGUACGCGUGGCCGCCGGCGCUCGCCUGCGACCGCUUCCCCACGCACAACGAGCCCGAGCACAUGUGCAUGGAGGGCCCCGCCGAGGAGGAGGACGAGGAGGGGGGCGAGCAGCGGGGCGACGCCGCCGCCGGCAAGGAUGGGACCGCGGGGGCCAAGGGGAACGGCGCCGGCAGGUCGCCCGGCGGCCUGGACUCGAGCUGCCACUCGACUGGGGGCCUGCUGCACCCCGACCGCUUCGUGUUCGUGCAGCGCUUGGGCGCGUGCGUCCCCCGCUGCGCUCCGGCCACGCCGGGUCCCCGCGCCGCCUUCCUCGAGGCGUGGAUGGGCGCGUGGGCUGCGGCGGCGCUGCUCGCGUCCGUCGCGGUCGCCGCCACCUUCCUCAUGGAGCCGGCGCGCUUCCCCUACCCGGAGCGGCCCGUGGGCUUCUUCGCGGCGAGCCACGCGGUGCACGCGGCGGCCUACGUGGCGAGGCUCGCGCUCGGCCACGAGCGGGUGGCGUGCGACGCCGCGGGGAGUGACCUCUUCAUCACGCAGGACGGCCUCAGUAACUCGGCGUGUGCGGGCCUCUUCCUCGCCAUCUUCUACUCCUCCAUGACUGGAGCAGCUUGGUGGACGAUAACAGGUCUCUCCUGGUUCCUGUCGGCGGGCCUCAAGUGGGGCCCCGAGGCCGUGGCUCAGCGAGCUGCGCUCUUCCACGCGGCGGCCUGGGCCCUGCCGGCGCUGCAGGCCGCAGGGGUGCUGGCGGCGCGCGCCGUGCGGGCCGAUGCCCUCACCGGCACCUGCCGGGUCCGCACGGACAGCCUCGGGGUCCUUGCCGGCCUGGUGUUGGCACCGCUGGCCCUGUACCUCAUCGCGGGCGCCGUCUUCAUGGGCGCCAGCAUCGUGUCGCUGACCCGCAUUCGGGCCGAGCUGCGUCGCGACGGGCGCAAGCAGGAGAAGCACGAGCGUCUCACGGGCAAGCUGAGCGCCUUCGCCGUGCUCUCGGGCGCCCUGCAGGCCGCCUGGCUUGCCUGCCUCGCCCGCGACCUGCUGCUGCCCCCGGGCGACCUCCGCUACGGCGGCGCGGAGGAGGAGGAGGAGGACGAGGAGGAGCGGGAGGAGGCGGUGGCGGCCGUGGCGCUGGCGUGCCUGCGGAUCGCGGCGUCGCUCUUGCCGGCCGUCGUCUCCGUGCUGUGGGUGUCGUCGGGCAAGACGGCGCGCGCCUGGGGGCGCUGCCUGGCGGCCGCCGCCGCCGUCCCGCAGGGCCGCGGCGGGAGGGGCCCGGCGGCGAGGGAUGGGUGGGUGAAGCCCGGCGCGGGGGAGACCGCCGUGUGAUGCCCGCCCGCCCGCCCGCCCGCCCGCUCGUCCGCCGGGAUAGUCCCGCCAGAGCGAGAGGAUGUGCCGCGGCGACCCGCUCAGUCGCCCGUCAAGCUUUGCACCGAUUCCGGACGGGACGGGUAACUCUGUUUUCCGGACUCAAGUAAUGGGGGGAAGACGCCCGCUUGCAGGGCCGUCCCGAGGGUGCGGCGAGUCGCACCGGCCGCCCCGGACCCCGCGGCCCCGUAUGGAUGGCCCGUGCCUUGCUGCCUGGAACUGCUGCCAGCGCAUGUACAGAAGUCGACCGUAAAUAAAAAAAAAAUGAGGCAUGCAACUCUUUUUCGGAAGCGACCUGGCCACGAAUGACCGCUCGACGAAGUGGCCUUAUCACGUCGAAAUUUCAUCGCAGCCAAAUACUCGAAACGCGUGGCGUCGAUUCUGCACGCGGAGGGAAACACCGGAGGACCCGGGAGAAAAAUCCACACGACCACAGGGAGAGAGACACGCAAACUCCCAAAAUGCGAUAUCGGAUAUAAAAACUCCGAUAUAAAUUAUUCCGACGAAGUUUCACCGACAGUUCCCCGAUCUUCACGGGAGUGGAAGGCGCGCUUCGUGCUCGGCGCUUGGUUCUCAGUGCUCCGUGCUCAGCGCGUGUCGUUCGCAGCGCUCGCGGCUCCGCAGGCGGAGGAGCUUCUGCGUCCAUGGAGCGUUCCGCAAAAAAACGCUCAACUCGGUGAACGUAUCAACGCCAUCAAUUAAAUCUUCAAUAGCGCUUGCAAUGGUGAGACUUUUGGGCCGGUGCUGAGCAAUGGCGAUUUAAAAUAGAAAUGAUAAUAACAGAUUCUUCCCCUCGACGGCCCACCGAUUAUGCCACCGCAACAACGCGCACCUUCCGUGAGCGUGGAUGCACUGUAAACGUUUGCCCGCUCUGCCAUCGAUUGCCCAACCGAGCCGGUGAUUCGAGACUUGUUUCGCCCCCAAGGCUUUUCCGGGCGUCCUUGAACUCGCGACCGCUGUGUCGAAAGCCAUCACGCGUGGCGCCGUUACGACGACCGUGGCUCCAGCUCUGCAGAGUGCCCCAUUAGGCCCAGCGGGGUCCACCCUUCACCCAUGGCUGAGCUGCGUAAAAUAAAAGCCACCGCGUGGGGUUUUUCGCGCUCGCACUGCGCGGAACUCUGCGACCGCGCGCUCUCAAGUUGUUGCCGCGCUUCGUUCGCCACGACGUCCCGACGUCUCGUUCCGCGUCCUGCCUGGCGGGAGCCUCUCCAGGAAGCGAACGGGGCAGCUCGCGUUAUCCCUCGUGUCCAGCAGCGGCUGGCAAUGGCUGUACCAGCACGUGGAGCGGAAACGUCGGACGUCGUGCCGAACGGCGCUCGGUACGGUCCGGAAAACCCCCCGGGAGAUGGUGAUGAAAGCGUUCGCAAUGCCACACUGUGAAUUCUCAACGUCGCGUCGAAGUAAAGCCGGCGAAAAUAAACGUUCCAGCAAAUAAA